Messenger RNA from Anthonomus grandis grandis, 1823 nucleotides. Its product is annotated as luciferin 4-monooxygenase-like. The record is from RefSeq and is a predicted model, not a curated record. Gene Ontology annotation, biological process: long-chain fatty acid metabolic process; fatty-acyl-CoA biosynthetic process. The transcript is spliced from 8 exons. NCBI's taxonomy places the organism in Eukaryota, Metazoa, Arthropoda, Insecta, Coleoptera, Curculionidae. The coding region runs from base 93 to 1754 and encodes 553 amino acids. Gene Ontology annotation, molecular function: long-chain fatty acid-CoA ligase activity.
UAAACUAAUAAUAUUGCAUUACUGAACAACAUUUUUAAAGGCUAAAACGAGUUGUUCAUUUGCUUAAAUAAAUUCUACAUUUAUUUGUUAGGAUGUCACACAUUAAGGAAGAUAACAGUUACGUAAUCCAUGGUCCAGAACCUGCGGUACCAUUAGGUCUACAAACGGUUGGAAAUGAAAUUUUAAAAACCCUACAAUCGUUGCCACAAGGCAGACUAGCUAUGAUAGAUGCAUUUACUGGGGAAAAAUUGUUAUCGAGCCAGCUCUUGCAAAACGCCAUAAAUUUAGCCACGGCCCUUAAGUUUCACGGGUACUACGGCCAAAGUACCGUUUUAUCAAUUAGCAGCUCGAAUUCUUUGGAUUUUUUCGUGCCUAUUCUGGCAUCGUUCUUCAAUGGAACAAUUAUGGCACCACUAAAUCACACUUACACCCCUUACGAGCUAAAUCACGUAAUACGAAUCGGGUGUGCCAAAGUGAUAUUUUGUUCCGAAGAGGUGCUGCCUAAAUAUGUGGAACUUAAGAAGUCAGUGGGAUUUAUUGAAAGAAUUGUGUCGUUGAGUUCAAAUGUUUCUGAGGAAUUUAGGGAAGAUGUGGAAACUUUAAAGGAAUUUGUGUCUCGUGCCUUAAAGGGAGCAAAUGCCAGAAUGGAGACUUUUGAGGUUUACCAGGGAAAAAGUGAUAAGACGGCAGCUUUAAUAUUGUGCUCGUCUGGUACCACUGGAUUACCUAAAGGGGUGGCUCUGUCACAUUUAAAUUUAUCUGUACGAAUAUCUCAUAGCAGGGACCCUCAAUACGUUCCAUCGACCUACCAAAAUGUCCUUGGUCUUAUGCCAUUUUUUCACGCUUUUGGUCUCCUAACAACCUUCUCUGCUUUGCUAAAUGGUCAAACUGUCAUAUGCCUCAAACACUUUGACGAGGAUGUUUUCCUAAGAUCUAUUCAAGAUUACAAAAUAAAAAAUUUAACACUAGCUCCUCCUUUGGCAGUCUUCCUUGCUAAAUCACCGAAAGUACUGAGGUACGAUUUGAGCAGCAUCACCGACGUAUAUUGUGGGGCAGCACCUUUGAGUGCCAAUACUGAAGAGGAGGUCAAACAAAGACUUAAGUGUGACGCGGUACGUCAAGCUUAUGGCCUAACCGAAACCACAUUGUCUGUAACCCUGGUGGGUCGAAAUGAAGCAAAACGGGGAUCGUGUGGAAAAGUGAUGUCGUUCAUCUCUUGUAAAGUGCGAGAUCCAGAAACUGGACGCUCGUUAGGACCCAACCAAGUCGGAGAACUUUGCUGGAAGGGUCCUUCUAUGAUGAUGGGUUACUACAAAAACGAAAAAGCCACUAAAGAAAUCUUUACCCCUGAUGGAUGGCUUAAAAGUGGCGAUCUAGGCUAUUAUGACGAGGAAAGGUACUUCUACAUUAUCGACCGCUUGAAGGAACUUAUCAAAUAUAAAGGCUACCAGGUGGCUCCAGCUGAACUAGAAGCCAUAAUAUUAAACCAUCCAGCAGUCAUUGACGUGGGAGUAGUAGGACUUCCAGACGAGAGAGUGGGAGAACGACCAUUGGCUUUCGUUGUUAAAAAAGAGGAUGCCGAUAUUACUGCUGAACAAUUAAAGAAAUAUGUUGCAGAUAUGGUGUCACCCCAAAAACGGUUAAGCGGGGGCGUGGUGUUUGUAGACUCUAUUCCAAAGAACCCUAGUGGCAAGAUAUUGAGAAGGCAGCUACGAGAAUAUUUAAAAAAAUAUAUCACAAAAGCAAAAUUAUAAUUUAUAAGAAGAAAGUAGUUGUUAAAUUUAAUCCAUAUAAUCCUAAUAAUAAACUAAAUAUUUCAAUUA